AUGGAGGAGGGAUCUCUGAUGAGCUAUGAGCGAGGACGCAUCUCAGGAGGAGCUAUGAGCGAGGAUACUUUCAAAGAGCUGUGUACCAGAAAGUUCCCUUCAUAUGAAGAUUUGUCCAUCUUAACAGGGCUGUUCAGUCUCCCUGUCUGCCUGCCUGUCUGUCUCCCUGUCUCUCUGCCUGUCUGUCUCCCUGUCUCCAGGUCUAAGAAGUUCCAGUCCUUCAUCGACAGCUGCCUGGUGAAGAGCCACAGCCAGCGGCCGAGCACCGAGCAGCUGCUCAAACACCCGUUCAUCAGGGACCUCCCCAACGAUUGUCUCCACCUACAGCAACAGCGCCGGGAGCGAGAGAUGAGGAAGCAGCAGGAGCGAGAGCAGAGGCGGAGGUACGAAGAGAUGGAGCAGCUCCGGCGAGAGGAGGAGAGGAGGCACGCAGAGAGAGAACAGGAGUAUAUCCGUAGACAGCUGGAGGAGGAACAGAGGCAGCUGGAGAUCCUGCAGCAGCAGCUCCUGCAGGAGCAGGCUUUACUGCUGGAGUACAAGAGGAAGCAGAUCGAGGAGCAGCGGCAGGCCGAGCGGCUGCAGAGGCAGCUGCAGCAGGAGCGAGCGUACCUGGUGUCGCUGCAGCAGCAGCAGCAGCAGGAGCCGCCGCGCCCGCCGCCGCCGCAGGACAAGAAGCAGCUGUACCACUACAAAGACCAGGCGCCCAGCACCAACGACAAGCCGGCCUGGGCCAAAGAGGUGAUGCGUCGAGCUCAGAGCAACUCGCCUCGCGUCCCCCCCAAGAAAUACCACUCCUUCAGGGAGACGAGCAACAGCGACAUCCUGAGCAACCUGCUCCUACUCCCCGGGUACAAACCCCCCCGCCCCCGCCCCCCUUCCUACCCAGCUCACGUCAGUCCUACUAGGGAUCAUCAACACCACUUGCCUCAGAUCCAGGUCACCUGUGUGCCGGAGAUGCGCCAGCAGAGCCCCAGCAGGAGCCCCGAGAGGAGCCCCGAGUCCAGGGGCCGGAGCCCCGAGUCCAGGGGCCGGAGCCCCGGGCGGCGGGUCAGUCGGAGGCUGAACUCACUCUUCACUCCUCAUUCUCCCCGUCUCCUUUCUGACCUCCUAACUAACCCCGGGGCCAUGAUUCCCUCUUUAAUCACUCCGGCCCAGAUGUUGUCCGGUCCGGUGGGAUCCAGUCUGUGUCCGAGGGUCCGAUACGAAGACAGGUGGUGGGUUCUGAUGCAGACUGCUCUGCUGUGUGUCCCCCAGGUUCCUCAGAGGACCACCUCCAUCUCUCCCGCUCUGGUCAGGAAGCACUCUCCCGGAAAUGGGCCGGGCCUGGGGCCUCGGGCCGGAGCCCACCUCAUACGGGCCAGCAACCCUGACCUGCGGAGGACCGACGUCUCCAUGGAGACGCCCCUGAAGAGGACGAGCAGCGGCAGCUCCUCAAGCUCCAGCACCCCCAGCUCCCAUGGAGGCUCCAAUGAACGAGAUCUUUGGCUCCAGGUGGAUCCCUUCCUUCCUUCCUUCCUUCCUUCCCUCACUCACGCUCGUUUCCUCCCCCUCUUUCUCCUCCACUUCCCUUUCUCAGUUUUCCAACAUCUGAGCCAGAAAGUGUUCUCCACCCUGAGCACACGAUGCAGGACUGAGUUUUUCUGUGAUCUGCAGUACGGGAUGGGCGGCGGCGGCGGGGGCUCCAAGUCUUCCUUCACGCCGUUUGUAGACCCGAGGGUGUACGGGACCUCCCCGACGGACGAUGACGAUAACAUCUCUGCCUCAGGGAAGAAGAACAAGCUGCGUGUCUACUACCUGUCCUGGCUGAGGAACAGGAUAUUACACAACGACCCGGAAGUGGAGAAGAAACAGGGCUGGAUCACCGUGGGGGAGCUGGAGGGCUGCGUGCACUACAAAGUCGUGAAAUACGAGAGGAUUAAAUUUCUGGUGAUUGCUCUGAAGAACGCCGUGGAGAUCUACGCCUGGGCGCCUAAACCUUACCACAAGUUCAUGGCCUUCAAGUCGUUCACUGACCUGCAGCAUCGCCCCCAGCUGGUCGACCUGACUGUGGAGGAGGGACAGAGGUUAAAGGUCAUCUACGGCUCCAGCGUGGGCUUCCACGUCAUCGAUGUGGACUCUGGAAACCCCUACGACAUCUACAUCCCCUCACAUAUUCAGGGUCAGGUGACCCCGCACGCCAUCGUGGUUCUGCCCAAGACGGACGGCAUGGAGAUGCUGCUGUGCUACGAGGACGAGGGCGUCUACGUCAACACCUACGGACGCAUCACCAAAGACGUGGUGCUGCAGUGGGGCGAGAUGCCCACCUCCGUCGCAUACAUCCACUCCAACCAGAUCAUGGGCUGGGGAGAGAAGGCCAUUGAGAUCCGCUCCGUGGAGACGGGACACCUCGACGGAGUUUUCAUGCACAAGCGAGCUCAGCGACUGAAGUUCCUGUCGGAGAGGAACGACAAGGUUUUCUUCGCCUCGGUGCGUUCUGGAGGCAGCAGUCAAGUCUUCUUCAUGACCCUCAACAGAAGCUCCAUGAUGAACUGGUAACCUUUCUCCAUCGACCCAGAACCCUCCUCUUCUUCACCCUGAUCAUCGCCCGACAUCAGGAGCGAGGGAUGCCAGGAGGACAGUGUGUGUAUGUGUGCGUAAACCAUAUGUGUGUGUGUGUGUGUGUGUUUGUGGAGGAAAUCAACGAGUUGCUGAACGGACGGUUGAGCAGCUGGAGGACGAGUAUGGAUGGAGGAAAGGUGUCUCCACGCACCGACGCCGGCAGACGCCUUCCCCAUUCCCUGCGGACAGUUUGAUUGGGCGGAUGGUUGUUCUUCGAGGGUUUAGAUCCAGACUUUAAAGGACACUGCCAUCAUGCCGAGUAGCCUUUGACUUCCCCGAUUGAUCGGACGGGGUAGCUGCGGAGAAGUUCUCUGUGUAGCACAUUAAUGAUUUCUCACAGGGUGUUCACACUGCGAGCACGAUUGGUUGUUGGACUCUGCUUGUUGGUGCUGAAUCCAAUCAGGCGUAUUAUACUGCGCUGCGUUGUCGUGAGUAACGUUACCGGUUGGUAAGGUCUGGACUGAACCAAAAUCCCUUCAGUAGAUCCCCGCUAAGCCGGCUGAAGUUCUCCCCCUACUCUGGCCUUGUGUUUUUCUCUUCCAAAUAUAUUAGCUCAUUGAAAACAAAGUACAUCAGUUGAUAAACGCUAACCAAAUAUUUUAUCGUGGACAAGCAGGAAUGAACAUCCGACUCCCCAGACACAGUCGCUGCUGACUAGAAGAGACCGUAGUCUCCUUUGCAAUCUGUGAUUUUUGGAUAGUUUAGAAGACACUCGUGAAGGAAACAUGGUGAAAUCUUUGGUCGUGAAUCCUGACGACGGUCCUAGGUUUUGUUCCUCCGCCAACAAUGAAGUACAACCCACAUCUAAUAAACCAAAAUACGGCAUGUAAGGACACAGAACACUGAUGUAAUGCUACAGCUGAAAACAUUACCUCAAAGUCACUUUGCAAAAUGGAAAAUGUGAGCGCUGUGGAUGAAGCUUGUUUUUCCAUCAUAUUCAAAACCUGAGAAGGAGUGUUGAGAGUGCAAGUGUCUCUUCUUGCACCGGUUUGUUUUUCAAUCAAUAUUAAGAGCUACAACUCAGCAUUCAAAAUUCAUCAGACAAUCUGCCUCAGUG
Etheostoma cragini (Arkansas darter) is the source of this 3655-nucleotide messenger RNA. It is a transcript of the gene tnikb, whose product is annotated as TRAF2 and NCK interacting kinase b. The record is from RefSeq and is a predicted model, not a curated record. Lineage: Eukaryota; Metazoa; Chordata; Actinopteri; Perciformes; Percidae. The coding region runs from base 1 to 2535 and encodes 844 amino acids. The transcript is spliced from 17 exons.